Cutaneotrichosporon cavernicola is the source of this 1569-nucleotide messenger RNA. RefSeq lists its product as uncharacterized. The record is from RefSeq and is a predicted model, not a curated record. Gene Ontology annotation, biological process: transcription initiation at RNA polymerase III promoter. Gene Ontology annotation, molecular function: RNA polymerase III type 2 promoter sequence-specific DNA binding; RNA polymerase III type 1 promoter sequence-specific DNA binding. The transcript has 5 exons. NCBI's taxonomy places the organism in Eukaryota, Fungi, Basidiomycota, Tremellomycetes, Trichosporonales, Trichosporonaceae. Gene Ontology annotation, cellular component: transcription factor TFIIIC complex. The coding region runs from base 1 to 1569 and encodes 522 amino acids.
AUGUCGGACGACGAGUACGUCCCGCCAAGCCACCAGUCCGGCGACGAGGCGCCGGGUCCAUCAAUGGGAGCAGCGCGUAUCCGGCCUCUCCCACGUACGACCUUUCGCUCGGUCGAGUACCCCGGGCCGAUGCAGCGCCCGGACCAGAUCCUGCGACUGAUCAACCAGGAGGACAUUGAUGACACCUUCAACGCACCGAUGAGUGAUAUGCGCCAGCUCGAGCUGCGCUAUCGGCCUGAGAACCGCGCAGCUGUCCCAGUGCGUGGGAAUCGCGUCGCAAGCCAAAAGGUCCUCGUCAAGAUCACCAAGAAGCGGCGCAAGGGCAAGCCGGACCAUGGCGUGUUUACUGCCGACGUGCUUGGCAACAUCCCUCAGACUGUGCGGUUCAGGUCGAUGGCCGAUUAUCAGUAUACGCCGGCGGCGGACUCGAGCGUGCAGACCUUGUGCCAGGCUCUCGUGGACCUAGACUACGACUCCAUCUUGGACUACAAGGUUCCCGUCUUGCACGAGGAAUACUUCUCUCCGAACCCCUCUAACCCGGACGGCACACCACCCGCCAUCUCGUACCGCUCACUGAUGGAGUUACAGCCGACCCCGCUAGCGAGUUCCCGUCAGUUACCCCACAACUUCAGUUAUCGCAUGAGCGCAAACACCGUCGAGGAGGAAGUGUGGGACGACGACGCACAGGAGACGAAGAAGCGCUACGUGAACCGUUCGCGCACUCAGGGAUGGUCCGUCCCCGCCGUUGGACAUGGGCAUCCCGUCCCUACGGAACCGGAGCAGAACGUGCGCGAGCGCCUAGACCGGCUAGACAAGCGCAUCCUUGGUCGGCUGCGCGAGCUGUUCGAGGCACGACCAAUUUGGUUACGCUAUGCGCUGUUGACACAUUUUGACGAGAAGGAUAGAUAUGAGAUCUUGACGAACAAGCUGUACCUCCCAGCGGUCGCGUUCACGUACGGUGCGGGGCCAUAUUGGAAGACGCUUGUGCGGUAUGGGUACGACGCAACGACGAGACCCGAGGCGCACAAGUACCAGCGCGUCUACGUGUAUCUGGACGUGAAGCGUGGGCGGAACAAUGUGCUGAACAAUGCGGCGGACCCCGAAGACGACGACGAGAGCAAGCGCCCCAGCUUCUGGUGGGAACACGAGCAGGAUGCGCGCGUCGCACAAGGCCUGCGCCCGCCGCUUGAUCCGACCAAAAUCCACAAAUUCGACGGACAGAUCCUUCACCGCAACAAACCCGACUACCAGCUCAUUGACAUCACCGACCCCUUCAUCGUCAAGUACAUCUACGACCCGACGAGCAUGAUGGAUGUGUGCGACCACCAUACAGGGUGGUACAGGCCUGUAUCCUUCGAACUGAUCAAGGCGCUCUUACGAAGCCGCUUCGCCGACUUGCGCGACACGCAUGAGCCGCCGACGGAGGACAGCUGCAACUUCAUCUUGGAGAGCUACGACCGUGCGAUCGAGGAGAGUUCGGCGGCCGGUAAUGGCGACAAGGACGCUGCUGACGCGUUCAUGCGGCGUGUAGUUGCUCACCGCCGCUUACCGCGUGAUGAGAGGGGUUGA